Molecule: messenger RNA, 183 nt
Organism: Marchantia polymorpha subsp. ruderalis
Lineage: Eukaryota; Viridiplantae; Streptophyta; Marchantiopsida; Marchantiales; Marchantiaceae
Source: the annotation of a GenBank genome assembly
AUGACCCUCGUAUCAGAUAUUAAACUGAUAAGAACAGACACUACACUUGAUCUUAGCCAAAAGGCCGAGAAAGUAAAGAAAGUUGUUAUUGAUCGUUUAGUAGCUGAGAUUAGUUUUUAUAUAGUUGUAGAUAAUAUUACUUCAUUGACGAAAUGGAAAAACAAUCUUGCGAAAAUAUGUUGA